AUCACCUUGCCACUGGAAUGGGGGGAGUUUGCUUUUAAAGGAACGUUUUAUGCUUUUGGUUUGGUUUUUUUUUUUGGAUAAGCGUUAUUAAAAUACAGGAAGGUAAAGUCAACAUUGCGUUUCUGAAUAUCGGUGUGAAUUCCGAAUAAAGGCGAGCAGCAGCUGGACCGCGUUGACAGAUUCGUUCUGUCUUCUCUGUGGAAAUAACUUGUUGUUUUGAAAAGACUGGAGGACACAGCAAUCGCCCAAAGGCCCCUCUCCAACGACGUUAGAAGCGCGUCGAAACUUAUCAGUCUUACUGGUGUUUGUUUGUUUUUUUCCCGCUGUUUUGGAUCUUCACGGGGGAUAUCGUUCUAAGGCACCAGGGAGACACAUUUUCACGGCAAAAGCACCUCCCUUAUGGACGACUGUAGUCCGCUCUCUCCCAAAGCAAAUGCUUUCAGUAUUGUCUCUUUGAUUUCAGCGGAGGUGGAAGCAAGAAACCCAGCGUUUGAGGAGCCUAGCAGUGGCCUGAAGCAGCAUUCCCAGCACCAGUGCAGCUACCGCUCUUCUAGAAUGCAUUACAGUACCGUCACCAGGGAGAUGGAAGCCUUCACAACGAACAGCUUGAGCAGCCUGAAUGCGCCUGGGAGUUACCACCUCUCGCCUUCCCCGGGAGACCCCUACAGCCAGCAUGAGCCGCACUACGAGCCCUGCUCCGCCGCACAACACAGCUACAGCUACUCGGGCUCCAAUCCGGCUCCGCAGCCCGACACCGGGACCUCCAACUGCGCUUCCUCGACCUCCAACUCGACCCCGAACAGCAAACCACCGGCGAAGAAGAACCCCAAAGUGGCGAACAUUAACGUGCAGCUUGAGAUGAAGGCUCUCUGGGAUGAGUUUAACCAACUGGGGACUGAGAUGAUUGUCACUAAAGCUGGAAGGAGAAUGUUCCCUACUUUCCAAGUGAAGAUAUUUGGAAUGGACUCCAUGUCCGAUUAUAUGCUGUUAAUGGAUUUCCUGCCAGUUGACGAUAAACGAUACCGCUAUGCUUUCCACAGUUCCUCUUGGCUCGUAGCGGGUAAAGCUGACCCAGCGACCCCCGGGCGGGUCCACUAUCACCCCGACUCCCCGGCUAAGGGCGCGCAGUGGAUGAAACAGAUCGUCUCCUUCGACAAACUCAAGCUGACCAACAACUUACUGGAUGACAAUGGGCACAUCAUUUUAAACUCCAUGCACAGAUACCAGCCGCGCUUUCACGUAGUUUACGUGGAUCCCAGGAAGGACAGCGAAAAGUAUGCAGAAGAAAAUUACAAGACGUUUGUAUUCGAGGAGACCCGGUUUACUGCAGUCACAGCGUAUCAGAAUCACAGGAUCACACAGCUGAAAAUUGCCAGCAACCCCUUUGCUAAGGGUUUCAGAGAUUGCGACCCGGAGGACUGGCCAAGGAAUCACAGACCUGGAUCGAUGCCCAUCAUGAGCGCUUUUGCCAGGACGAGAAAUCCAGUGUCCUCGCCUGCUCAGCAGAAUGGCACAGAGAAGGAUGGAGAUAACAGGCGAGAUUAUGAGAGAGACCCGAGUGGCACACCGAUCCACGGAGACCCAGCUCACCAGCUCAUGUCCCGCGUCCUGAGUCCGGGUCUCCCGGUUCCCGGCGGACUACACACCGUGCCUCUCAGCACAGGGAGACCCAGUCCACCACAUGAUCUGCGGCUGGACGCGCACCAGGCACCGGAUAGCCUUCACCAUCACCCGUACAAGUACCCUGCCACCUAUGAACAUUACCUGGGGGCCAAAACAAGGCCAUCGCCCUACCCUCUACCCGGUAUCAGAGGGCACGGAUAUCACCCUCACAUGAACCCGGCAGCUGCAAACAUGUACUCGGCAGCUGGCGCGCCUGCGAGUUAUGACUACGGUCCUCGAUAACAUAUACAUACAUAGUGAAGUAUACAACAACUCAACACAAUAUACACUUGGAAUGCAUGGUUUAAGUUAAAGUAUCGUUGUGUUUUGUGGAAGUGACGCCCCUGCAGAUGGAUUGCCCGGUGAACUAUACAUAUUUAUUAGGUAUGAGAAAGCAGCAGUGUGCGCUUAAAAACUAAACGCGGUGCCCGACUGGACUAUCAGUGGACCCGAUACCAAGAUCCAAGACUGGCGUCCAUCGAGUUCUUUAAACCUGGGACAUUAGCAGCCUUUCACCGAGAUGGUCGAGAGGAGGGGCAAGGACAUUGCUGUCAUGAGAUGACUACAGUAAUCGCUGCGAGGGAUGCUUGAUGAUAAUCGUAGACUGGAAUCUCUCUUUAUUCUGUUUUGUCAGAUGCACUUUUCUGCUUAAAAUAAGCCAUACCGUG
Molecule: messenger RNA, 2330 nt
Organism: Polyodon spathula (Mississippi paddlefish)
Lineage: Eukaryota; Metazoa; Chordata; Actinopteri; Acipenseriformes; Polyodontidae
Product: T-box transcription factor TBX1-like
Exons: 8
Coding region: 400-1905 (501 amino acids)
Biological process (GO): positive regulation of DNA-templated transcription; cell fate specification; regulation of transcription by RNA polymerase II
Cellular component (GO): nucleus
Molecular function (GO): RNA polymerase II cis-regulatory region sequence-specific DNA binding; DNA-binding transcription factor activity, RNA polymerase II-specific
Source: RefSeq, a predicted model, not a curated record